CUAUAUAUAACUGGAGAAGACCGUGUGACUUCAUUGCACCAUCAACACUAUCCUAAACAACAGCACCACGCGUGAAGUACGAUCAGAAAUCGUUUCCCAGAAACGAUAAAGAGAGUGUCUGACGAGACUACUAGAAGAGGUGAGAACAUGGAGGAGACCUCGAUUAUUAUCAUUGAUAAACUGCGUCAGUUGCCUCCUGCUAAGCCAAAGAGUUAUAUAUUUAAGGUUCAUCACGAACUAUGUGCUGCGAAUAAAGAGGUGUACGAGCCUGUGUUGGUUUCGAUUGGACCAUACUAUCAUUAUAAACGCAAGAGUCAACUUCAAUAUAUGGAACAACAUGAGUUGCGCUGCCUAAACGAUCUGCUUACACGAAAGGAGGAGCAAGGAGUCGCAACCAGAUCUGACCAAAUAAGGAAGUAUCUUGGGGUUUUGGAAGGAUUGGAAGAUAAGGCUCGUGGUUACUAUGCGGAUCCCGUCGAUCUUAAGAAAAAUGACUUCCUAGAAAUGUUGUUACUGGAUGGCUGCUUUAUCAUUGAGCUGUUCCGUAAAGCUGAUUGGAGUCGUAAUGAAGAGGAAAGAGAAACGGACCCUCUCUUUGAAGCUGAUUGGGUAGCUGCGUCCUUAGGGAGGGAUUUAACGCUACUUGAAAAUCAAAUUCCAUUCAUUGUUCUGCUGGAACUUUAUUCUAUGAUUGGUGAUCGGCCUGACCCGCUCGACCUUAUUAAAAUGGCAGUGAGUUAUCUCCCAGUACCUGAUACAUUACCUUCAGGGAUAUUAAAUCGAGAGAAACUCAGCGAUAUUAAGCAUAUUUUGGAUCUUGUCCGCAAGUUGAUGUUGGUUGAGGAGAUCUUGGAAAUGAAAGAUAAAAGUGCCUCGACAGAAUCCACUUCUGGGAGUGUCAAAAAGUACAUUUUGGAUCUUGUCCGCAAGUUCAGGCUGGUUAAGGAGAUCUUGGAAAGGACAGAUGAAAGUGCCACUUCUGUUAGUAUCAAAAAGUACAAAUAUUCUGCCACAGAGCUGCGUGAAUUAGGAGUUAGAUUCAAGGGUGUGAAGAAAAGCAAGUUUUAUAAUAUCACAUUUGAAAAUGGGUUUUUAGAGAUUCCAGUCAUCCAAAUAGAAGAUGGUACAGAAGGGCUAUUUCGAAAUUUAAUCGCAUAUGAAGAACAUUAUGUCGGAGAAAAUAAAUAUGUAGGAGACUACAUGAGUUUCAUGGACGGUCUGGUAAAUAAACCAAAGGAUGUUGAGCUGCUUCGGCACCGCGGGAUAAUCGAAAGCUUCAUGGGUGAUGAUGAAGUUGUCGCUGCCAUGUUCAACAAUAUGUGUAAACAUAGGAUCCUGUCGAACUACUACUAAGUCUACUAUGCAGAAAUAGUUGACAAACUGACAAAGCAUUGCAGCAAGAGGCGACAUGUUUGGAUGGCGAAGUUAAGGAGAAAUCAUCUUAGCAGCCCAUGGACAAUCUUGUCAGUUCUAGCAGCAUUGAUCCUACUCAUCUUAACUAUCACACAAACUGUCUACACUGCUCUCUCAUUCUACAAUGCAAAUUAGGGAUC
Punica granatum (pomegranate) is the source of this 1553-nucleotide messenger RNA. NCBI's taxonomy places the organism in Eukaryota, Viridiplantae, Streptophyta, Magnoliopsida, Myrtales, Lythraceae. The record is from RefSeq and is a predicted model, not a curated record.